Molecule: messenger RNA, 2767 nt
Organism: Mangifera indica (mango)
Lineage: Eukaryota; Viridiplantae; Streptophyta; Magnoliopsida; Sapindales; Anacardiaceae
Product: disease resistance protein RPV1-like
Exons: 5
Coding region: 164-2767 (867 amino acids)
Biological process (GO): signal transduction; defense response
Molecular function (GO): ADP binding
Source: RefSeq, a predicted model, not a curated record
AAGUCAAAAGGACGAAAGACAGGGCAUGUUCCUGGAAACCAGAUAAAGCAAAGAAGAAAAAGGCAGACCAUCUUCCCGGAAAAGAGAUGAAAAAGACUUAGAUAUAUUGGAAUAUAGUUCAAUUACUCAAUUAGCUGAUGUUUUAGUUUAGCCUUCCUUGUUUAUGCGAAGUACCUCUCAUCACUUGCAGCAGUUAAUGGCUUCCUCUUCUUCUUCUUCCAUUACUCCUAAACUAGAGUAUGAGGUUUUCCUUAGUUUCCAUGGUGUGGACACCCGAACAAACAUUACCAGCCAUCUGUAUGAAGCCUUUUGUCAGAAAAAGAUUAAAACUUUCAUUGAUGAUAAGCUUAAUAGAGGAGAAGAAAUUUCUCCCUCUCUUUUGAGGGCAAUUGAACAUUCAAAGAUCUCGGUUAUCAUUUUCUCUAAAGGUUACGCUUCCUCCAGAUGGUGUCUCAAAGAACUUGAAGAGAUUGUUAAAUGUAAGAACACGUAUGAUCAGAUCGUAAUACCAAUCUUCUAUCAAGUAGAUCCAUCUGAUGUCAGGAAUCAAACUGGGGAUUUUGGGAAAGCAUUUGCUGAGCUUGAAAAGCGUUUUAUGGAUGAUUCAGAAAUGUUGCAGAGAUGGAGGACUGCUUUGGGGGAUGCAGCCAGCAUUUCUGGUUAUGAUUCAAAGAACUCUAGGAAUGAGGCAACGCUGAUAAAAGAUCUUGUCAACGAUGUAUGGAAGAAAUUGGUUUACAACUCUUCAAUUAUUCCUUCCAAAUACCUAGUUGGACUAGAGUCAUCAAUCGAAGAGAUUGAAAAUUUAUUAUGUUCAAAGGGUGUUUGCAAGCUAGGAAUUUGGGGCAUCGGGGGCAUAGGAAAAACUACUCUUGCUGAUGCUAUAUUUAAAAAAAUCUCUAAACAAUUUGAAGAAUCUUACUUCAUUUCAAAUAUUAGAGAAGAAUCAGAAAAAAGUGGGGGAUUAAAUGACUUAUGCCAAAAACUGAGUUCUACAGUUUUAGGGGAUGAACAUCCCAAUCAUAGAUUCACCUUCACAAGAAGAAGUCUUAUUAGCAGAAAAAAAGUUCUUAUUGUAUUUGAUGAUGUAACGAAUUUAAAUCAAAUGCAAUGUUUAAUGGCAAUUUUUGGUGAGUUGGAUUCAUACAGUCGAAUCAUUAUAACGUCAAGGGAUAAACAUGUGCUAAGAAAUUGUGAAGUGGAUCACAUUCAUGAGAUGAUAAAGUUAUCUCCUGAUGAUGCUUUUCAACUUUUUGACCUAUAUGCCCUUAAAGGAAACUCUCCAACAGAAUAUUAUAUCGAGCUAUCAUCUAAAGUAGUAGAUUAUGCUAAAGGUCUUCCAUUAGCUCUUGAAGUCUUAGGUUCCUUUCUAUUCGAGAGGACGGAGAGAGAAUGGAAAAGUACACUAGAAAACUUGAAAACAAGUCCUCAUGGGGAUGUCCAAAAGGUAUUAAAAAUAAGUUACGAAGGACUAGAUGAUAAACAGAAGUGUGUAUUUUUGGAUAUUGUAUGUUACUUUAAAGGGUAUAAAAGAGAUAUUGUAGAAGCAAUCUUGAAUACUCGUGACUUAGACGCUCAUAUUUAUAUAAAUGUUCUCAUUGAAAGGUGUCUCAUAACUACUUCAUAUGACACCAUAACAAUGCAUGAUUUACUUAAAGAAAUGGGUAGAGAAAUUGUUCAGCAAGAAUCAAUUUAUAAUCCUGGCAAACGUAGUCGGUUGUGGGAUCAUGAGGAUGUAUUUUCAGUAUUGAAGAAUAAUACGGGAACUAGAGCAAUUCGAAGCAUAUGCUUGGAUAUGUCUAAAGUAGAAGAGCUGCAUUUAAAUCGUGAAGUUUUCAACGACAUGCAAAACCUAAGAUUCUUGAAAUUUUAUGGGUCUCAACAUGGAAAGAAGGUGCCUGAAUCUGAUUCCUCUACAUUGCAUCGUAUUUUGAGAUGGUUGAAAAGAGAAAACUCCAAUGAUGGAAAGGUGCAUGGUUUUGAGAAACUUAAGUUUGAUUUCUAUGAGAUAAGACACUUUUGCUUUCAUGGAUAUCUUGACAAAUCAUUGCCGUCAAAUUUUAAUGCAAAGAACCUUGUUGCACUUUACAUGCCUAAUAGCAAAGUUAAAAAACUCUGGACUGGUAACCAGGUUCUUGUUAAUUUGAAAUAUAUUGACCUUAGGUGCUCUAAGCAUCUAUGCAGAAUACCAGAUUUUUCACUUAUGCCAAAUCUUGAGAGUUUGAUUCUAGCAGGUUGUACAAAUUUGCUUGAGGGUUUCUCAUCCAUCUAUAAUCUCCAUAAACUUGUUAUCUUGAAUCUACGAGGAUGCAAAAGCUUUGAUAAUCUUCCAAUUAGUUCUAAUUGCCAAUCUCUUCGAGAAGCUAAUCUCUCCAAUUGCUCAAAUCUCAAAAAAGUUCCACAUCUCCCUAAUACAGUUGAAAAUUUAUAUCUAAAUGGAACUGCUAUUAAAGAAUUUUCAUCAAUAGGGCAUUUAUUUAGACUAGUAAGAUUGAGCCUUAAAAAAUGUUCAAAGCUUGAGAGAUUACCAAAUAGUAUUCGUGAGUUGAAAUCUCUUAAAAAGAAGCGAUUGGGUAUCCCACUUGUCGAUUUAUCUGUUUUCCAAAGAAUGAUAGCGCUACGCCUGAUUGAUUGUUGCAUCGAAGUGUUACCCAACAAUAUUGGCCAAUUACUCUCACUAAAUUAUUUAUGUCUUGAACAAAACAAUUUGGAGACGCUACCAGAGAGCAUCAAAGACCUCUCUAACCUACGAGGAUUCUUCUAUUAG